Messenger RNA from Aspergillus uvarum CBS 121591, 900 nucleotides. RefSeq lists its product as uncharacterized. NCBI's taxonomy places the organism in Eukaryota, Fungi, Ascomycota, Eurotiomycetes, Eurotiales, Aspergillaceae. The record is from RefSeq and is a predicted model, not a curated record. The coding region runs from base 1 to 900 and encodes 299 amino acids. The transcript has a single exon.
AUGAAUCGGGAACUACCUAGUGGAAAAUGGCAGUGGUACUACGCCGACCAUGCCUUCGUGCCGGAGAACCACCUUAAGUUCCGUCAGGACAUCACUCGGUGGCUUCUUGCACGACAGGGUAAGCCCGAGAUCGGCGCCGAUGGCCAACCAACGGAGCUCACUGAGGUCCAACAGCGACUCAUCCGCGACUCCCUGACGCGCCGCAACCGGUUUCUCUGGGUGCAGACCGAGUCCGCUCGGAUCUAUACGGAGGAAGAGAAAAACGAGGCUUUCGCCACGGGGGCACCACUUCGGGCACCCCCUGAGGCCAAUGCUGUCCUUGAGGCAGCCCGGCAACCCCCCCGCGAGGAGAUCAUCGAUCCGGUCACUGGCAAGUUCGACUGUCCAUGUUGCUUCCGCAGACUCCCAGCCCGAUACCUGGAGUUGAAGGUGUGGUGGAAGCAUGUCGAAAGCGACGUUGGUAGUGCGACAUGUUUGUUGGACCGCUGCCUGAUGAAGCCGCAGCCGUUUGCUAUUGAUCAGUUGUACGAUCAUGUUCGACUCUAUCAUGACCCGGAGAAACUAUGGACGCUGCGUGACAUUGACUCGGCGCGGCGAUUUCCCCUCGAUCCCUUUCCGGAGAACUGCCCAAUCUGUGACUAUACGGAUGAUGAUAAAGAGCGGGUCGUGACUCAUAUCUGCAAGGAACUCCGAUUCUUUGCGUUGAUGGCGCUGCCAUGGGCGACCGACCAGAUGCUGAUCGUCGGGCAACAGUGGCAGGAGGAGGUCGAUCGCUUGUGGCCUUCUCACUGCAAUGUGCUACCUUGUGGUACUUGGUCGAACGACGAGGCCUGGGCCAAGCGGGCGGCGAAGAAGCGAAUCCUUCAAGAGAUUCAUGAACUCAAUCUGGAGGAUUCGUAA